GACAGUUUGUACACAGACUAUUCUGCAGUUGGCUGCGACUUAACAAGUGUGAUUCAGAAAUCGGAUUCUAUAUAUAUAUUUAUAAGCGAAAAACUUAUUUUGUUUUAAGCUGAUUGGUCGGAUACCUUGUCGAGUUUCUACGGGCCGUACUUUAUGUUUUCCGGCUGAUGAUUUAUUCAUCAGUUCUCUGGCAAAAAAUAUCGCACAGAAGUCUUGUGCAUCAUUCGGAAGACGGAGGGCGAUUCGAAAUGAGGAUUUAUUCUUGACAUGAAACAUAUUUUACAAUCCUGAUUGUGCUGAAGAGCUGAGGAACUGUAACGAUGGCUGAUAUGGUGUCAACAGAAUCUGCUGUAGAAGCGGAGGCUCCAGUGCUUGUGGAUAGUCAACUGAUAAAUGGAGUUUUCACAGUUCUUCUACAGAAAAGGAUGGAAAUGAAUGAACACAUCACAGAUAGAGAUGAACAUGAAAAUAAGAGCUGCUUUUACUAUCUACGAACAUACAUGCUGAAGGAGAUUUUUACGUGGCGACUUUUUAAGACAAUUGUCUUGGGUCAGGGAUUAUCUGUGCUAAUAUGUGGUACUGGCAUUACUAGUCAGUAUUUAGCUAAUGAUUUCUCUGUCAAUACUCCAAUGCUGCAAAGCUUCAUCAAUUAUACGUUAUUAUUUCUGGUUUAUGUUCCAUUGCUGUCUUUCCGAAGGGAAGAUAAAAAUCUCUUGUCAAUAUUAAAAAAAAAAUGGUGGAAGUAUUUGUUGUUGGGAAUCGCCGAUGUUGAAGCUAACUAUAUGGUUGUAAAGGCCUAUCAAUACACAACACUAACAAGUGUGCAGCUCCUGGACUGUUUUGUGAUUCCUGUGUUAAUGGCCCUUUCAUGGUUUAUCCUUAAAACCCGUUUCCGGAUAGUUCAUUAUGUGGCAGUGUGUAUCUGUUUGUUGGGUGCUGGAACGAUGGUUGGAGCAGAUGUUCAAGCUGGGAGAGACCAGGGUUCAGGUACCAACAUAUUACUUGGAGAUGUCCUUGUUUUGGGUGGAGCGGCUCUUUAUGCUGUUUCUAAUGUUUGUCAAGAAUACACUGUGAAGAAUUUGAGCCAAGAGGAGUUUCUGGGCAUGGUUGGAUUGUUUGGCACUUUCUUCAGUGGAAUACAGAUGGCCAUACUUGAGUGUACAGAAAUCGCCAAAAUUACCUGGAACUGGCAAGUUGCCUUACUUUUCACUGGAUAUGCCAUAUGCAUGUUUGGACUGUACAACUGCAUGCCCUUGGUCAUUAAAAUAGCCAGCGCAACUGCAGUGAACCUAUCCUUGCUGACAGCAGACCUUUUCAGCCUUUUCUUUGGAUUUGUUCUCUUUCAAUACAAAUUCUCCAUUUUGUACAUUUUGUCCUUUGUCAUCAUCAUAGUUGGGUUUAUUUCAUACAACUCAGUCCCAACAUUCACCCUUGAAGCUGCAGUCCAACCUGCUGUUGAUGGAGUUGAUAAUCCUGUUUCUGAGACAGAGGAAACGUACAAUAAAGAAGAGUCUGCAAUAGAUUUUCCACAGAAGGUCAUUCCUGAUGGAACAGUAUAAAAGAAAUCCAGUAUUACAAAUAUAUUAUGAAACCUUUGGUGAAAUGAGUCCUUUGAACUGCAUAACUGAAGUGUCAUUGUUUUUAUUUUGUUUAAGCAAAUGUUGCAGGCUGCUAGUUUGUUUACCAUACAGAGCAAAUUUAUGUAGUUUGAAAACAAAUGCCAUAAAGAUCCUUACAGUUACAGAAUUUUGUUUUUACUGAACACCAAAAAGUACAAACAAACUUGGCUAGAUUAAAAUCAAACUAAACUGCUGAAGUGUUCAGGUUAUUUUAGAGCUUGUUAUCCUCCUUGUAAUCCACUGCAAUCCGUGCCUUGGACAUGGUGAACCUAUUAAACAAUACAGUUGAAUUAGGUUACACCAUUUUGACUUAUACUCGGUUUAUUUGUUUAUUUUUUUUAAGAACAAAAGUGUGUUUAUCCCACUGCAGAACUGGAAAUAGAGCAGUUGUUGCACUAUGAAAAGUUCCUCAUGUUAGUUUGCUGAGGGCAGCCACAAGAUAUGUGUAAGCCAUGAUUUCUUUUGAUGGCAUUGCACCAAAACUCUGACAUAGUGAAAUUAAUUGCUUAUUUUUAACCGUGUGACAUUCUUCAUACGUGCUGCUACUGAAAAAGUAAGGAUGUUUUACAUCUAGGCAAUAAGUCAGUUGCAUUUUGCAUGUAAGUUGGCAUGAAGAUUUGUUUUUGUUGCACUGAGAUGCUUUUUUUCUAGGGUUUCUCAGAGGUCUGGUAUCACAAUUUUCAUUCACCAUAGUCCGUGACAUUUUUCGACAGGAAAGUAACCCAUUUUUACAUUUUUAUACUUAUAGUGGCAUAAGACACACCCUUGCAGUACACAGUUUUUUGAGAUAUUAGUACACACUUGCACGAGUGUAUUUUUUGUAAAGGUGAACCAAUGUUUAAGAAUGUAUUAGAUGUAGCUGCCGUACUUUUUCCAAAAUAAUUUUUAAAGUGCAGCCAUUUUAUGCCGUUCUUAGUAAAUUUGACCUCUGCAAACACACUAAAGAACAAGUUAUUUGCAUUAUUGGGCAAAUCACAUCUUAGAUCUGCAGUGUAUUGUAACCUGUUUUUUAAAUUCCACAAUUUAGGAACAAGUCCACAAGGAACCCAAAUAAAAAUAAAGAUAUUUACUACUAGUUUAAAAACUGGACUGUGAUAGAAGGCAGUGGCUGCUGAAAUCCUGUAGAAUCUUGGGAAAGUGAGUUCUGUAGAUUUAAAAGCUUUGCAGGACCUGUCAGUGCUUUCGCAGUCCUAGUUAGUCUCCUCAUUUUAGACUAAUUGCUUGAAACUAAAACCUUGAGACAGACAUCAGAUGAUACAGUAAAAUGUAUGUACUGCUUCUGAGAAGGGUGUCUUGUUAUUUACAUGUCUUUUUCAAAAUCAAACAUCCCAUUUUUUAUAUGCUGUAAAAAGUUAGCCCACACUUAAAGAGAUUGAAAACAGUUCUCUGUAUAUAAACUCUUAAAAAAAAAAUAUUUUUUAUGAAACUAAAGCAGGUAUGCAAUUAAGAUUGUUGAAUAAGGAAAAGUUUAUUCUAGGUAGAGUAGGUUUAUAGCCAUAAAAAUAGUACUUGAUUGAUGCAGUGUUUGACCAAAUUAUUGAAAAUGUGUUUCUCCAUUAACUGAAAAAAGACUUGCUGUAUGACAGCAAUAAUAUGUUGUUUACGACAAAAGUACCAUUUCAUCCCCUCUGGGUGGUGAAAAUCUUACUAACUGGUUUUAUUUUACAAAUAAAAAAGUUAGUUUCAUUUGUCUUUUUCUUUUAAAUCUGUUGGGUAUGCACUUAUAAUAAUUUAAAUGUUUUUAAAAAGUAGUCAUCUUGUACAUUGUUUUAAAGUGUAAAUUUAUUUCUGUACAACUGUAUGUUAAGCAUUUUUCAUGUAAUGAAAAGUAAAAGGCAUUACGGCAUACGAUUUCACUAUUGUAUAGUAUGGAUUAUAGCACUGAAAAGGUUUGACCCUGAUUAUUUUGAAGAAAAAAUAAAACAUUUUUUAAAUUGAUAUAGUUAAAGACUCCAUGAAGGUCUUAUAGGUUGUAAUUACUAUAUUUAUAAAAGCAUUUUGUUGAAAAGAAAUGCAGUAAUUGUCCUUUGUGUAAGAUGGUGAGCUAUAGAGUUUACCACUGUUUAUGAAGUAUAUAAUGUACAUUUUACCUGCAGACUACUCAUAAGACUUGAAGGUGAAAAUUGUUUAGGGAAUUAUUAUAAUUUAUUUCUUUUCAUUUUACAAUAAACUCAUCAGCUAUUACACUAGUUUGUGCACAAUUGCAUUAAGAUUUGGUAAUUAGGAGUUCACUAUCUCACACUAAUCAUUACUGCCGUUUCAAGUUAAUUUAACAUUAUUUUCAAAGACUGAAAAAGCCAUUUCUUUUUCAGUUUCACACAUUUAGCUUAUCUGGGCCCAUUUGCUUAUUUUUCAAAAAGUGGAUUAUGUCUAAUGAUACUGAUAUUCUGUAUUAUGCAGCAAUUUUUAGUUGGCAGUGUUUAAAAACUACAAGCAGAACACAAUAAAAACUGGUAUACUUAACAGAACAAGUACUUUUAUCCUUUAAUAUACAGUAAUACAUAGGUAAAACUAAAUCAAAAGGUUAGUGUUAGUCGACUAAAACAUGUCACGUUAUUUCCAAAUUUGAUGGGCUAGCAUAGGCCACCAGACGAUCACAGGGGGAACACACCAAACACAUACGGGCCAAUUUAGUGUCGCCAAUUCACCAGAACUGCAUGUCUUUGAAAAGUGGGAAGAAACCAGAGAAACUCACACAGACACAGAAAACAUGAAACUCCGCACAGGAAGGACCCUGGAGGUGAAUCCUGAUCUCCUUAUACCAAGGCAGCAGCGCUGCCACUGUGACACCCUGUUAGACUAAGAAAUAUACUGUAACCCCAAAUUCAAAUCACUUGGGG
Messenger RNA from Polypterus senegalus (gray bichir), 4459 nucleotides. RefSeq names its product solute carrier family 35 member F2-like. Lineage: Eukaryota; Metazoa; Chordata; Cladistia; Polypteriformes; Polypteridae. Gene Ontology annotation, cellular component: membrane. The record is from RefSeq and is a predicted model, not a curated record. Bases 321 to 1559 code for a protein of 412 amino acids. The transcript is spliced from 10 exons. Gene Ontology annotation, molecular function: transmembrane transporter activity. Gene Ontology annotation, biological process: transmembrane transport.